Molecule: messenger RNA, 2453 nt
Organism: Linderina pennispora
Lineage: Eukaryota; Fungi; Kickxellomycota; Kickxellomycetes; Kickxellales; Kickxellaceae
Product: ribonucleoside-diphosphate reductase large subunit
Exons: 9
Coding region: 117-2126 (669 amino acids)
Biological process (GO): deoxyribonucleotide biosynthetic process
Cellular component (GO): ribonucleoside-diphosphate reductase complex
Molecular function (GO): ATP binding; ribonucleoside-diphosphate reductase activity, thioredoxin disulfide as acceptor
Source: RefSeq, a predicted model, not a curated record
UUAUUCCUCUAUUUUCUUAUAAUCAACACGAGCAGCGGUCUGCGUUUUGCCAGCCCAACUCUGUCCCUCAUUAACAAACCCCUCACACUACAUAUCAUCAGCUGUUCUUCCGUAAGAUGUUUGUCGUCAAGCGUAACGGAGAGUCGGAGAAGGUCCAGUUCGACAAGAUCACGCGGCGCAUCAACAAGCUGUGCGACGGGCUCAACACGAGCUACGUUGACUCGGCGGCGGUCGCGCAGAAGGUCAUCCAGGGCGUGUACCAGGGCGUGACCACGGUCGAGCUCGACAACCUGGCAGCCGAGACCGCAGCGUACAUGACGGUGCAGCACCCCGACUACGCGGACCUGCACGCGUUCAUCAACCCAAAGACCAAAAAGCACUCGCCGAUGGUGUCUGACCAGCUUCUGGAGCUGGUGCAGCAGAACAAGGACAAGAUCAACGCGGCGGUUGACUACUCGCGCGACUUCAACUACAACUUCUUUGGGUUCAAGACGCUCGAGCGCUCGUAUCUGCUGCGCAUCAAUGGGCGUGUUGGUCGAGCGCCCGCAGCACCUGGUGAUGCGCGUCUCUCGUCGUGCUUCCUUGUGGCCAUGUCGGAUGACAGCAUCGAGGGCAUCUACGACACGCUGAAGGUGUGCGCGCAGAUUUCCAAGAACGCUGGCGGCAUUGGGCUGCACGGCACCAACGGCACGUCGAACGGGCUUGUGCCGAUGCUGCGUGUGUUCAACAACACGGCGCGGUACGUCGACCAGGGCGGCAACAAGCGGCCAGGUGCGUUUGCGAUCUAUCUGGAGCCGUGGCAUGCCGAUGUGUUUGCGUUCCUGGAUCUGCGCAAGAACCACGGCAAGGAGGAGGUGCGGGCCCGCGACCUGUUCUAUGCGCUGUGGAUCCCGGAUCUGUUCAUGAAGCGCGUCAUUGCCGGCGGCAAGUGGUCGCUGUUCUGCCCGCACGAGGCACCCGGCAUGCAGGAGGUGUGGGGCGAUGAGUUUGAGGCCCUGUAUACCAAGUACGAGAACACGCCUGGCCUGGCGCGCUCGACCAUCGACGCACAGAAGCUGUGGUAUGCGAUCCUGGACGCGCAGAUCGAGACGGGGAACCCGUUCAUGCUGUACAAGGAUGCAUGCAACCGCAAGUCGAACCAGCAGAACCUCGGCACGAUCAAGUGCUCGAACCUGUGCACAGAGAUCGUCGAGUGGCCUGUGUGCAACCUGGCGUCGAUUGCGCUGCCGUCGUUUUACGACUUCCAGCAGCUGCACGACGUCACCAAGGUGGUCACCAAGAACCUGAACAAGAUCAUCGACAUCAACUUCUACCCGGCACGCGAGCUGAACCGCGCCAUCUUCGAGACCAUCUACCAUGCGGCGCUCGAGGCGUCGUGUGAGCUGGCGGCCGUCCACGGCGCCUACGAGACGUACCAGGGCAGCCCGAUGUCGAAGGGCAAGCUGCAGCCGGAUCUGUGGGGCGUGGCGCCGUCGGACCGCUGGGACUGGGACGCGCUCCGGGCCAAGGUGCGGGAGCACGGCGUGCGCAACUCGCUGCUUGUGGCCCCCAUGCCCACAGCGUCGACAUCGCAGAUCCUCGGCUUCAACGAGUGCUUUGAGCCGUACACGUCCAACAUCUACACGCGCCGCGUCCUGGCCGGCGAGUUCCAGGUGGUCAACCAGUGGCUGCUGCGGGACCUCGUGGACCGCGGGCUGUGGAACGACACGAUGCGCCAGCGGCUUAUUGCGGCCAACGGUUCGGUGCAGCAGCUGGACGAGGUUCCCGAGGACCUGAAGCGCCUGCACAAGACCGUGUAUGAGAUCAAGCAGAAGGUCAUCAUUGACAUGGCGGCGGAUCGUGGCGCCUACAUUGACCAGAGCCAGUCGCUGAACAUCCACAUGGACGGGCCCAACUACCAGAAGCUGACGUCGAUGCAUUUCUACGGCUGGAAGAAGGGGCUGAAGACCGGCAUGUACUACCUGCGCACCAAGCCGGCGGCCGACGCGAUCAAGUUCACCAUCGAUGCCGAGAAGUCCCGGGCUGCCAACGGCGCGGCGGCGCCCGGCGAGCCGACGGAGGAGGAGAUGGCGCGCAUGCAGUGCUCCAUCGACAACGCCGACGCGUGCCUGAUGUGCAGCGGCUAAGCACAGCUUUUCUUGUUCCGCAUCUACGUCAUGGUGUUUUUCUCUUUUUUCAAACCAAAUCACACAUUUUUCAACUCUCAGCACUAUAUCGCAGAGUGAGCCAAUCGAGGAGGGAUGUUAUCAGGGAGGGCAGCGUGUGUUGAAGGGCGUUUUCCUUCCUCGUCGGAAACCGCACUUCUUUUUUCCCCUCCUAAUUUCACCAUCUAUUACAUUAGCCUUUUUCUUUUCUUUUCUUUUAGAACCAAUGUCUGCCUCUGAGCUUUUCGAAGUCAACGCUGCGGCGGCUAUCAACGCAUCGUCCAUCGUGCAGGACUACCGGGUGAAGCC